This is a messenger RNA of Rhizophagus irregularis DAOM 181602=DAOM 197198, 1937 nucleotides long. RefSeq lists its product as uncharacterized. NCBI's taxonomy places the organism in Eukaryota, Fungi, Glomeromycota, Glomeromycetes, Glomerales, Glomeraceae. The record is from RefSeq and is a predicted model, not a curated record. Gene Ontology annotation, molecular function: translation initiation factor activity; RNA binding. Gene Ontology annotation, biological process: formation of translation preinitiation complex; translational initiation.
AAAAUAAUAAUAAUAAAAAAAAAAUUAUUGUCCAAACAAUAAUGUUUAGAAAACCUCCAUCAAACAUCAAAAGUUAUUCACCAUUACGUAGUUCAGAUCGUAGAAGAUUUAAGGAUGAAAUAUUAAAAAAAUUCCCAUUAUUAGAAUCUUCAAUUAAUAAUUUGAUCGAAUCUUCAACGGAUGCUACAGAUUCAAAAUCAGAAUCUCCGUUUAAUAUUAUAGUACCUGAAAAUACUCAAUUAGCAAAAUUUAAUUCAAAUUUAGGCGUACAUGGAGUAAUUUAUACGACCAAAGAAAAACAUCCUCUUUGGUUUAAAAAAGAUAAAGAUAAAAAUGAAAUUUUGGUUCCAAGCGUUUAUAUGUUGUGGAAAUUUCCUGAUAUGUUGCCAAAAAUACCAACAUUUGAUAUGGUGAUUUCCAAAUUAACUGGCGGGGCUAAUCUUAUGAUUCCAGGUAUCGCAUUCCCCUCUGAAGGUUUACCUGAAGUAAAUGAAGGGGAACUUGUAUCUGUUGUGGUUAGAGGUUCAAACAUACCAAUGGCAGUAGGAACAAUGAAUAUAUCAACAAAAUUGCUUGAACCAGGGAGUACUCGUAAAGGAAUUGCAGUUAAUGUAAUUCAUAUAUUUGGUGAUUGUUUAUGGAGUAUGGGCGAUCAAUCUAGUCCACCGGAAUUAUCUGAUGCCAAAACUUUUCAAGAAAAUAUUGAAACUGAAUCAUCUGAAUCAAAAGUUGCUGAUAUAAAUGAAGAAAUAGACGAAGAUGUUGAAGUUGAAAAUUUAGAAAAUGAAUUUGAAACCAAAUUAACAGUUUCAGAAGUCGAUAAAUUAUUACAAGAUUCGUUUUAUCAAGCAUUAAUAGAAAAAUUGACACCCGCUACUCCAUUACCAAUGUCAACUUCACAAUUUUAUUCUGCUUACCUUUUACCAUGUCGUCCUAUUGGUACCGAAAAUGAAGUUGAUGUUAAAAAGUCAAGUUAUAAAAAGGUCGCAAAAUUCUUGAGCGCUAUGGAAAAAAAGGGAGUUAUAAAGAUGAAAGGAGAUUCCACUCUUAUUCAUGUUAACUGGAAUCACGAAAGCUUAGCUGGGUUUCGACCUCAUAAAACUAUCAAGAAAGCCACUUCGUCUACUGCACUUAAUGAAGGACAUCCGAUAAUUGAGAUUAAACAAGUGUUUAAACCAAAAGGUCCUAUUGUAGAUUUUUUUAAAGCUCAAGGUGAAAAUGUUGAAUCAGAUACUGUUUACGAACCCGAACAAAUUAAAUCGAUUGUUUUGAAUUAUCUUAAAUCUCAUAAUUUGUCUGAUAAACAAAAUCCAAAGUUUGUUAUUCCUGAUGAACCAAUUCGAGAAAUUUUAGCUAAUAAAUCAGGAGUAAGGGUUCCUGAUAAAUGGAUAAGAAAUGAUUUAGUGAAAGAAAUACAAUCAAAAAUGGAGGAUCAUCAUUAUGUUAUAUUACCUGGUCAUGAUCCUGAAUUGAGGAAGGGAUUACCAAAAAAUAUCCAAAUAUCCGAGUCUACACGUACAGGAAAUAAAGUUGUUACUACUAUUCGUGGAUUAGAAAGUUAUGGAAUGAAUCCUAAUGAUCUUACCGAACCACUUCAAAAAUUAUGUGCAUCGAGUGUUUCAGUCAAUCCAACACUACAAUCUUCUCCCAAAAAACCUUUGAUGGAAAUUAUGGUACAAGGACCACAAAUUAAACUUGUCAAAAAAUAUUUAAUGGAUACAAAAGGAUUUCCAGAAAAAUAUAUUGAAACUACGAACGUUAAAAAAAAAGGAAAGAGAUGAUGAUGAUCGAGUCAAAUUUAUUAUUACGUGACUUAUUGACAAUUAAAUAUGGAUCUAAAAAACAUUAUAUUCUAACUCAUUUAAUUUUUAUACCUUUCAUUAAUUUAUUACACUAAUAUAUUAUAUAUGUAUCCUUUUAUUGAAUAUUGACUAUAA